GCCAACCUAUUGAACAUUGAACUUAUUUCUAUUGUUGAUAUUAGAUGCUUUUUCUAUUUCAUCACAAUUUAUUUGUAAUUUAACUUCUUAAGUAACAAAUACAGUAAUAUCCGUAAAAUCUAAGACAAGUUUCACCACGCUGUGAACUGAAUAGGAGUCUUAAAGAGCGUGGAUAACACUGUGUAACCAAUAAUGGCUGCUUCUCUGCCAGACUUAAUGCAGAAACUUACUACUACACAUUAUUCCGUUGGCUCACAACAUUGGGUGAAUGUAACACAUAUAACUGAUCCAGGCAAUUUCUAUGUCCGUCCAACGGCUUACAGAGAUUAUUUGCCUAUUUUAAAACAACAUGAAGGACCUGCUGAUGCUAUAAAGCUUCAACAAGGCAGCACUGUUGUGUUUAAAUCAAAAACAAAUAAGCAUCAUGUUAGAGGUCAAAUCAGAAAUAUAAGAAAUGAGAAUGAGACAACUUUAUAUGACUUAUUCACUCUAGACUACGGCUUUACAGAAGCUGUGGCUAUAGAAGAUUUAAAGAAGCCUCUAGAUGAAUACCCGGUGCCAUCUCUUGUCUUACAUUGUCAAUUAGGUGAUUGUCAACCAAAACACAAUGAUACUUUUGAUGAAGACGCAAUUGAAGCUAUGGUUUACUAUGUAGGUGAUGAAAGAGCUAAAAUGAUAGUCCAAGGAAAAACUGGGGACAAAUAUAUAGUGAAACUGAUCAAUACAUGCCCUGAAGACAUUGCAACUAUGUUGGCACUAACGGAAUACACAUGUCUCGGUUACGGGAACAAUGUUAUAAGCCGUAUGCCCUCCAUAGACCAACCAAAACUAUACUAUACAUACAAAAAAGUAAAAGUAGGAGACACUUUAAAUGUCAGAGUACAAUCCGGGGAUUCCUUAAAGAGUUUUUACGUUUGUGAAAUUGAAGAUCAUAAGCAGUAUAUCAAAGAGUUGAACAAUUUAAAAGAAUACUAUUAUUAUGAGCAGGAUUUUGCCGCUGAAAACUUGAAGCUUGGUAAAGCUGUAGCUGUGUUUUCCGACUGGUAUUUGAGGUAUGAGCGAGCGAUUAUAACAGAUGUUAUUAUUCCGGAGAAAAAAGCCGUCGCUCAGCUAAUUGACUUGGGUAUUAAGACUGACAUCUACAUGGAGGCUACCCGGCUCAAAACAAUGUCCAAGGAAUAUUAUUUUUUGAGACCGGCAAUGGCCAUCUAUUGCACGGCUGAUGAGAAACAAGCAUGGAGCAAUGAAUUACACAGAUUCCUGUAUCCGGGACAUGAAUUUGUGGUAACAGUUGAUAAGGUUGGAUAUCAACAUGAUACGCCUUGUGUAGUAACUAUAUCUAAGCCCCAGAAAUGAAAUGUGACAUCUGAUUAUUAACAGUUUGCCUACCGAGAACCCGCCUGAUAGGCACUCGUGAACUUUGCUCAGCCCAGCGGGUUGUUUUAUAUGCAGCUAUAGACAACCGGUUUUUGGUGUAUUGUUCAAAUAUUUGCCAAGUUCCGAAAGUGUUAAAAUUUGAUUAUUAUUUUCAUAGAAAUGGAAAAUUGUCUUACAGUGAUUAUGGGACAUUCUCAGGAAAAUGUAUCACUUAAAAAGAGAUAUCAAUAGCACUAUUUUGGUAACUGACAUAAUGGGCAGUUUUUUUUUAGAAUGACAAUAUAUAGGUAUGUGUGAUUUUCAAGCAACAUCAGUUAUGAAGUAAUUUAAUUACUUUUAAUUUAUUAAUAAUUCGAGACCCGGACAAAUAUGGCAACAUACAAUAACAUACAAUAAGGCCAAAGCCAAGCCAAGCGCCAAGCGGACCCCAGGCUCCCAUGAGCCGUGGCAAAAAUGCCGGGACAAUGCGAGGAAUAUGGAAUAACAUACAAUAUGACAAUAUGGCGACAUAUAAUAGGUUACAUAUAGCUGGAUCCCCAGGGAGACGAUGGGUCUCGAAAGGUUAAAUGUACAAUUAACACUUUUAUUGUAAGGUGAAUGUGCAAGGACCACAUUAUAUUUCUAUAUGGUCCUUGGUGAUGUGUUUUUUUUUUUUUUUUUAAUCUGGUUUUUAUGGAUGCUUUGGACACUCUAGGUGAACAUGUCAGCCUCAUGGGUGCUAUCAUAGUUCCCUACUCAAGGGAGAGGUCAAUAAAGUGGUAAACACUGAUUGCUUGGUGAUGUGUUUAUAAUUAAUAAUUAUUGUUUUUUUUUUUAACUCAGCCUUAGAAAAGAGUCAUUGUGACUGUAGAAGUUAUAAAAUCGAUUGCGAGUUCCGCCUUUUUUCUAGUACCAUAGCCCACACUGUUAACUGUCCAUUGGUGGCAUAAGCCUUUCAUAAUAACAUAGAGUAACUUAUACUAGAGCGGUACUGUCAUAGUAAAUUUUGUAACCCCAGUAAAUUCACUGCCAUCUGUCGACACACUUUAAAAACUAAAAAUAAAUAUUUAUAAAAAUACGAUAAAAUGUAUUUAAAUAUGGAUAAAUGAUUUUUUUAUUUGCAUUAAUUAUUUUUAUAUGAUUUUGACCCAUGUUAUUUCACUGGUAUGCGUUAAAAUUAUAAAUAACAAACGAAACAGUCAACGCCCUCUAUACGAGUGUAGGCCAAAACUAGUGGCGCCAUCUGAUCGAGAAUCAAAUUUUCGUGAUUUUCGAGGCACGUUUUUUCCUUAUACUGUAUCCAUCUAUUACGGAGUUGAUAAUAAGGUCCGCCAAUGAGAGUUAAGAGUGUUACUGUUUGUACAGUCAAGGGCAUAAAUAUAUAUACAUUCCCAGUUUCAAAAAUA
Messenger RNA from Cydia strobilella, 2762 nucleotides. RefSeq lists its product as uncharacterized. Bases 193 to 1356 code for a protein of 387 amino acids. Lineage: Eukaryota; Metazoa; Arthropoda; Insecta; Lepidoptera; Tortricidae. The record is from RefSeq and is a predicted model, not a curated record. The transcript has 2 exons.